This is a messenger RNA of Sclerotinia trifoliorum, 3149 nucleotides long. NCBI's taxonomy places the organism in Eukaryota, Fungi, Ascomycota, Leotiomycetes, Helotiales, Sclerotiniaceae. The record is from the annotation of a GenBank genome assembly.
AAUCCUGUUCGUUGAUCCUUUUCGAGUUGCGAAUUUCCCUUAUAUUUUUUCCUGCUUUUGUUUGGACUUUUACUCCCUUUACCUGCAGUGAGCCAGUUCUCGCGUCUUGAUUUCUGGUAAAUCAUUUGUGCUGAUCUGCUUUUGGAUUAUAUCUUAUUAUAUUGAUUCAUAUAUCUUCAUUUUCAUUGCUCUUUAGCAAAUGCGAUACUUUCGUUUUAUCUCCUUUGCGACCUGUACUGUCGGAGUGAGAAUUUAACUUAAUAUAUUUUGCUUCAUCCAGUUUCUCCAUCUCUCCACUAGCGAAAGCUGUUUCAUCUGUUGGAAACGUUGAAACAAAAUACCGUCUUGUCAUCCGCCAUCUUUUAAACUCGAAACGCCAAAAGUGCUUUGACAUUUUUUUCUUCUGUUGGUCUGGAUUCAGGGUUCUGCAUCUAUCUAUAUUACAUUUCCAUUAAACUCAUUCUUUUCCUACCACACAACCCAACCUUACGGAAUACACACCAGUAAUCAACAAGAUGCGAAACCACUAUUCUCACAUGUCUCCCUCUUCAAAAGCACAACAGGAAUGGCCUCUAAAAUCCACCUUUCGCCGUCUAAAGCGAUCGCUUCUUAGACGUCCAUCCACUCAUUCACAAAAGGCACCUCAAAAAGCAUCUCGGCGCCUUCCGGAACCACCUCUCUUAGUCGACAACCCAGAAUUGGAUUUAGUAAAUAUUCUGUCCUCGACUAUCAAUACCACACCUGCAAAUCUCAACGCUGGACCUGUUUAUCAACAUCAACGACAAAACACCCUUGAAGAUCCUAGGAGGUUUAAUGUCCUCGAUGUAGAAGCCCAGAAUCGGGUUAAUCAGAAAAGAGAGAGAACUAUGUUUGGAGGUCUAAAGAGAAAAAUUUCGGAUAAACAUCCUCGUCCUACUUCGAAUUCCCCUCCCGCGACAAGGGAAACUCCAUCUUCAUUCGGUAUUAUUCAAGAACGCACAUCAAUGGACUUAGUUAUUCAUCGUUUUCCCGCCGAGUAUUAUAAUUUCCCAAGACCCCCGACUCCGAAAACCCCAUCUAGAUCUCAGGAAGUUCCUCCCGUCCGUGCAGCAAAGUCUCUUAGAAGCAGAAUAUCGCGCACGUUUUCGAGAAACGGGAAAGGGAAGGGGAAAGGAGGAGAACAUGAUUUUGACAUGGAAGCUUAUCCACUUGAGAUAAAAAUGGUGAAACCAAAUCCGGCAGCGCCUCAUCCUGCUUUAGAUGAAUCUACUGCCUCUGCAUCUUCACGAUCCGACUCUCCAAAUCUCUCCCAAAGACGGUUUUCUCAAAGAGAUCUCCUUCGACCUAAUACUUCAGCAUCAUCAUCUACCUCAAAGUCUAUUUCGGCAGCUUCAACUCGUGGUACUCCACUAUUAACAGUCAACCAUCCAAGUGCGAUUCAGAGAGCAUUCUCCAGCUCAAGUCUGCGAAGUCAACUACAAAUCGUUGUUGAUGUCCCAGUCAUUGAAGCACAGGAAGUCAAAUCACCACCACCUACUUAUAGUGCUUCGAUGGAUUUUGCCAUGAAGGGAAGUGAAAAAACUACGGUGAAUUUAUCGGAUCAUCCCGCGCUUGCUGGUGUCGAUGCUGGUGCCUCGAGUUCGAGCGUAUCACAAAAUCAAUCAAUACCUACAUCUGAAGAAUCAGCACCCGUAGCUACUGUUUCCGCACAGCGCACACGCGCACUAAGCAACGCACCCCGUCCCUCUAUGACGCAAACCGUUCGUUCAUCCUUCGACAAUUAUGGUAGCACCACCAUAACAACGCAAACUACACACGACACCGUCGCACCCCUAUUAAUUCGCAAAACCGCUCGAGGUUCCUCCCCAAAACGUUUCGCAUCACUGAAACGCUCUCUCUCAGACUUAACAUCACGACCUCCUCCAUCUCGAUCCCAAUCCCAAGACACAGGACUCGCAAACCUAAACUCAAACACUUCUCCAAAAGCCAAACGUACAAGUACGAGUUCCACGUCUUCAAAGUCGUAUUAUACAUUAGGAAGCGCAGAAGCUGCCAUGCCAGGUGUAUCGAGAAGUUUAACCGUACUAAACGCGAAGAGGAACUCGACCAUUUCAUCACCGAGAAGUUCUUUCGUUUCCACAAAAUCACAUUUUUCCGCAAAUGCAAAUAUAUACCCUAGAAGUUCCACCUCGACAAUAAGGAGUGUACCCCAGGAAGUAGAAUUUCUACCCACCAAGGCCGCUCCUAUUCCUACUCCUACUCCUACCCCAGCUCCCGCAUUCGGUUCUCUGAGAAAUUUCUCCAAGCCAAGCACCGCUCGAUCUCAAACUCAACGUCUAAUUCCAGCUGAGAAGAUAAAUCCCCCGGUACCCCGACGCGCAAAAACAGAUUUCUUGAAAAGUUUCGAAGUCCCUAAUUUAAUGAUGGAUUGUGGUGGUUACGAUGUUCAUGAGUUUAGUUAUGCGGAUUAUACGUAUGUGGAAUCGGAAUCGGAGUUGGGAUAUGCGGCGUAUUCUACUGGGCAGAUGAUUAAAGAGGUUGCGGCGGGUGGUGCGGGAAAUGGGGAGGGGGAAAAUGGGAAUGGAGAUGGAGAGUUUGAGAAGUUUAUUUUGGAUGCGAGGGAGGGCGGGAGGGGGGAGAAAGGGAGAAUUUUGGGGAGGAAUGGGAUUGUGGAGAUGAAUUUGGAUGUGGAUAUGAAGAUAGAUGUUGAUAGGGAUGUUCACACGGCAGAAAAGAAAAAUAGAGGAGUUUGGAGGAGUUUGAGGAGGAAGGAUAGGAAUGCAGGUGUUAGAGGAUGAGAUGUUGAGAGGCUAAAAGGUUAAAAGUUUAAUUUAUGCAUUGUGAGAGGACUUAUUAAUUUGUGGUUGAGGAGUACGAAAAGAGAGGAGGAUGGGUUAUUGGUAAUACUUGGUUAUGAUGAUUUUAUUAUGUGUUUAUGUUAUGUUAGUUAGACUUAGCUUGAUAUCCUAAUUAUUUUUUAGUUAUCUAUUUAUUAAUCUUAAGAUCUUGUAUUUUUAUCGGAUUUGUUUGACGUAUUGUUUUUGUUUUUGUUUUGCUCUUUGAUGAUAACCUAGUCCCGAUAAUGGAUGUGCCGUUUUUUAAAGACUCAUGCCAUACAUCAAUGUAUGUAUGUAUGUAUGUAUGUAUGUAUGUAUCUUGCAGUAGUGAAA